Emiliania huxleyi CCMP1516 is the source of this 1535-nucleotide messenger RNA. RefSeq lists its product as hypothetical. Gene Ontology annotation, biological process: proteolysis. Lineage: Eukaryota; Haptophyta; Isochrysidales; Noelaerhabdaceae. The record is from RefSeq and is a predicted model, not a curated record. Bases 38 to 1447 code for a protein of 469 amino acids. The transcript has 4 exons.
CUCUCUCCACGAAUCUCUUCGGAGGAAGGCCUGGUCGAUGGCCACGCCGUCCUGCUCCAUCGUCGUGACGGGCUUCGGCCCGUUCGCCGACGUCGAAGAGAACCCAACCGACUGGCUCGCGAGAGAGCUCGCCAGCGGCGCUGACGGCUGGCGGCUUCCGCACGGCGUCCCGCUCCGCUCGGCAGUGCUCGAGGUUUCGACCGAGGAUGUCGACGCGCAGCUGCAGCGGCUGCACAGCGGCGACGACUCCUCCGGCUGCGUCAUCUACGUGCACCUUGGCGUCGACGCGAGAGGGCGCGGCUUUGCACUCGAGCGCACCGGCGUCAACACAACGCAUUUCGUGUACCUGUACCUGUGCAACUACACGCUGUACGAGUCGCUGCGGCUCUCGCACGCGCACAACAACAGCUCGGGCGCGCAGAGCACGCAGAGUCGGCACACCACCCUGUUUGUCCACGUGCCUCCCUUCGAGGCGGUGCCGCGCCGCCGCCAGCUGGCGCUGCUGCAGCACCUGCUCGCCGAGCUGGCGGACGAGGCGCACCGCGGCGGCGGCGCGGCGAUGCUGCCCGCGUGCGGCGGGGCGGUGGAAGAGCUGAGCGAGGGCGAGAUGCUUCGCGCCGCGGCGGCGGCGGCUGCGCGCGGCGGCGGCGUGGCGGGGACGGCGGGCUCGCUGGGCGAAGACGACGAGGCGCGUUUGGACCAGGGCAGAGGCGAGGGCGGCGAGGGCGGCGCGGCUGCGGUGGGCGGUGCGGCGGUGCGGCGGUGCGGCGGCGUGGUCCCGAUCGGGGAGGCGGAGGAGGGCACCGUGGCGGUGGGCGAGGUGGAGGGAGUCGAAGUCCGGCUGUGGUACCGCACGUGGGACAGCCGCGCCGCUGGCACCCCCGUGCUGUUUGUGCACGGAGGGCCCGGCAACUGCGUCGCCGACUAUGCAGACAUCAACGGCGAGUUUUUCGACGCGGCGCGUUUCUUUGUGGUGGAGGUGGACCAGCGAGGCACGGGCAGGUCGACGCCGUCGGUGCGCGAGUCGGCGGCGCACAUGCGCAUCUACGGCGAGAUCGACAUCUCGCUGAUGAGCGCCGACUUCGAGGCGGUGAGGGAGGCGCGGGUCUGGAGCCUGCCGGCCGAGAUCGACGCCGUCUACUCGCGGGCGCCGUAUGCAGCCGCCGCCGAGGCCAAGGAGGCGGGCGCGCGCCGCCGGCUUCGAGAAUUUGACGCCUUUGCCGCGGCGGUGGGCGAGAGCGGCCACGACGCUCGCUCGCUGCUGGGCGAGUACGAUCGGCGCAUCCGCGCGGGCGACGCGGCGGCCACCUGGCACUGGCACGCUCGCGUGCAGGUGGGCUGGCGCAGCGCGGUGCACGCGUUCGAGUGCAACCUGAUGGCGGAGUGCGAGUCGGAGCGGCGCGACGUGGACACCGCCGUGGCCGGCUCCAGCCGAUGGGGCGACUGAGCUCGGUCUCGCGCGAAUUUUUUUCGAAACGUACGAUGACCAGACACGAGCUCAAAGACCUCGUAAAAAUUAUGAUAAGGGGAUGAAA